This is a messenger RNA of Dimorphilus gyrociliatus, 1507 nucleotides long. The record is from the annotation of a GenBank genome assembly. Lineage: Eukaryota; Metazoa; Annelida; Polychaeta; Dinophilidae.
AAUGAGUGACCGUUAUACUAUUAAUAAAAGCGAACUUGUAUGUGCAAUAUGCGUUGAAUCCUGGGUCGAGAGGGAUCCAAGAACGCUACCGUGUCAGCAUACAUUCUGCCUUGGCUGUCUAAAGCAAUUAAAAACGUCACACUCGAUCGAAUGUCCCAUUUGUCGUCGGAAAGUGAAUGUUCCCAAUAGGGAUGUCAGUUUUUUCCCUAAGAGUUUGCUUUUAAGCGCUAUUGAAAAAACGAGAACUGAGGAUGAAUUAUGCUCUGAUCACCAGAAACAAGCGUUCAAACCUCUUCUAUCUUGUAAAACUUGUAUGAAGACGAAUUUGUGCAAUGAUUGUUUAGAACAAGAUCAUUCUGGAGAUAGAUGCUGUAUUGUAACGCUAAGUUCGUUGCAAAACGGAAUGGCAUCUUUCCAGAACAAAUUCAAAGCUUUGAUCGACAAACAGAGGGAAAAGGAUAAAAGAGCCCAACAUCUUUUAGUUACUGAAAUUGAUCGAGUCAAUUCAGAUUGCCGAUCGAAAAUAGAUUCAUAUUUCGAUACUAUGAGACGAAAGCUAAAGAAAUAUUUCGAUAAAAAAGAUAAAAAGUUGAAGUUCAGUGCCAAUGAAAACGAGUUCUUGUUUUUGAAUGAAAAGGAGAUUGAGAAAAGGAUGACAAUUCUAUUAAAAGAGCCACUACCAGUCAUAGACUCUCCAACAAUUUCGUAUUCGAAUAUCAUAAACUUUUCUUUAUGUCAGAAUAUGGUUGAUACUUCCCAGAAGAGUUUAGUGAAAGUAAAAGAACAUGAUUUCGUGAUUGAUCAUGUUAACUCGUUUAGUGUUUCAUGUGAAGGAUUUUACUACACAAUGAACAAUCAGCUAGAUAUCUUGUACUACAAACCCUCACCAACUGCAGAUGUUGCACCAAUUUUUCUAGAUAGAGAAGUUGGCAAUUUUGUUGUAACGACCAACUUUAUGUACGCUAUAGAUCAUGGAACUGGUUUGCUUUUGAAUGCUAAGAAGCCAUUCGGGCAUCGUAUUACUCUGGAACUCUUUGAUUUAACUAAAGCAUGUGCGUUGAGAGCAUUGGAAGACACGCAUGGUCAAAGAUAUCUGAUGAGUCAUUUACCAGACGUAAAAGAAUGUAAAUUUUUCGUUCAUGACCAUUUUGAAUGGUCUUUUUCCGAAUGUAAAGAUCUCGGUUGUCUUCUACACAAUGGUUAUCCUCUCGUUAGAACAACAUCAGACAAGUUAGUGAUACUUGAUAAAUACAGCGGGGUGCCAAUCAGAAGUGUAGAUUGCCCGCAGUACUCUGUUCAACACGAUAUCUCACCGUAUGGUCUUCUGAUGACAAGUGAAACUAUUGUGAAUGAAAGUUGGAUGGGACUCUUUCUAUUCGACUACAAUCUAAACAUGAUAAGAAAUAUUGACAAAUUCAUUAAUUGUAGUAUUUUAGGAACAACGACGGAUGGAACAGUUGCUAUUUACUCUUUCGAACAUAAACUACAAUAUUUCGAAUUUCAGUAG